Pocillopora damicornis (cauliflower coral) is the source of this 763-nucleotide messenger RNA. Its product is annotated as centromere protein X. The record is from RefSeq and is a predicted model, not a curated record. Gene Ontology annotation, molecular function: protein heterodimerization activity. Gene Ontology annotation, cellular component: FANCM-MHF complex; Fanconi anaemia nuclear complex. Lineage: Eukaryota; Metazoa; Cnidaria; Anthozoa; Scleractinia; Pocilloporidae. Gene Ontology annotation, biological process: resolution of meiotic recombination intermediates; DNA repair; kinetochore assembly.
CCAACGUGGUGUGUUCCUCUGUUGAGCAAUGGCUCUCGGUAACAUUGAAGUCCCGGAUGACGGGUAUAGAGGAAUUCUGGGAUAACAUUGGUCGUUGGCGGCAAAAAUAAACAGAGCGAGGUCUGUUGAACAAUCUGCCACAAGUUUAGUGCCAUUUUUUGGCCAAAAAGAAACUAAAGAAUGGACGAUCCACCAUUUAAAUUGGAAACAGUGAACAAGCUAUUGCAGCAGUUUUUUCGCGACAAACAGAAGACAAAAUGUAAUGGAGAUGCCCUAAAGCUAAUGGCAGAAUUGUUAAGGAUCUUUGUUGCAGAGGGAGCAGCCAGGGCUGGAAAACAAGCAAAGGUUGAAUCCUCGCCAACAGUUGAAACAGAACAUUUGGAAAAGAUUCUGCCCCAGCUGCUUCUCGACUUCUAAUUUUCAACGACAGCUGCUUCCUCGAAGUGAAACAGAACAUGGCUGUUUGCACCAUAUUUAUAAUAUGUCUAUAUUUAAAAAGCCUAGGAAUGACUGAAUUAAUAAUGGUGACAUUUUCUUAAAGGACUCAAACACUAUAAUUUUCUCAGCAGAGAUUUAAUCAAGUAGGUAUACAGUAUAUGUAUAUUUAUAUAAUAAGCUCAGUUAUGCAUGCAUUCUGAUUGGUUCUCCCUUAUGAUCUAUUGAAGGACAUGUAUAGAUGACAUCAUUAAAACUUUUUUUCCAUAUAUUUUAAUUCUUUAUUAUAUAAAACAAAUAGAUUCCAAGUUGCUGUGCAUCUGUUCAG